Messenger RNA from Rubroshorea leprosula, 1551 nucleotides. The record is from the annotation of a GenBank genome assembly. Lineage: Eukaryota; Viridiplantae; Streptophyta; Magnoliopsida; Malvales; Dipterocarpaceae.
ACUAGCAAAGGUGUUCAUCAACUUGAAAAAGGAAAUUGGCUUAUGGGACUAGAGAAAGAAUGGGUCGCAAAAAAGAAAGAGCUAACAGGGAAGGAGAAGGAAUACAACCCGAGAAGGGAAGACUAGGAAUGGUUAAAAGGAUGCUAUUUGGGAACUCUAAGACACUGGAGAUAGCACCAGUAAUCCAAGAAAGGCUAUACAUGGAAGGAAUGUUCUCCAUUAAAGCAAAGACAAUGGGUGGAAAGCUUGUGCUAUUAGACGGUGAAGAUAAGGAAGAACUCAAAGAAAUUGUAGAAAAUGCAAAAAGAAUGGUUAAACCAAUGGUUCUCCGAAAUCAACCCAUGGAGUCUGACUAUGAUACAAAGGAUGAAUCUUGGGUCUCAGAUUGGGCAAAGGAAAGUUACCCAAACCCAAACAAUAACAGUUGCCAACAUGAAGAACAAAGACCAUUUGAACCCAGUGAAGAAGAAGAUGAUGAUGUGGAUUGUAACAGUCGGCUAGACAAUGGUAAAAAAAAAGUUCCAUUCAAAUUGCAUGAGCACAAAGGAGAGAAGUCAACAAACUAUCCUAUGUAUGGGGACUGGAGAUCAGUAGACAAAAGAAAGGAACAUGGUGCUCAGGAAGAAUUUAAUGAAGCUAUGGGAGAUUGUGUAGAGAAGCUGAAAGUUGGUGAUGACAACACCAGUGCAAAUAGUGAUCAGCAGCCAGAGAUCUCUAGCCAUAACAACAUGGGAAAAAGUGUCAAACAAAGGGGAAAAAAUAGGAAUAAAAAGGUAGAUUUCAAAGAAAAUAGAGGUAAAAGAGAGGCCCAAGUCCCAAGUGGGUCGGUGAAUAUGGAUCAAGCCCAAGAAACAAGCAAGGGUAUUACAAGAAAAGAGAAACAAAUGGGCUUAAAUGAAGCCCAAACAGAACAGGAGUCUUCUCGAAAGUUUAGAGGUGAAGAAUUGCAAGUCGGUGAAGAAGAAAAAAUAGAAAACAGAUGCAGAGGGUUUGAUAGCUUACGUCACUCAUCGCCGGUAACCUCAGAGAGAAACAGAAAAAAUAGAAGGAACCCACAAAGGAGUGAGUCAGCCUUGCAAAUGCAAUCGAAGAAAAUCAAAGAAGAUCUAACAGAGGAGAAAGUUGAGGAGGAUGAUGAGGUGGAGUCAUUCUGGAAGGGCAUAAAUAGUGACUCCGGAAGACUGAAAGAAUGGAUGCAAGCAGGAGAAAAAAGGAAAGGGAGAAUAAGAAACAAUAGAAAGAGAAAAUUUAGAUCCUUCAUGUCUGUAUAUCAAAGCUCUUCUAUGGCAAGGAUUAAAAGCAGAUCUACGAAGAAGGAAGGUAAAGUCAAUUCGAAAAAGAACCAGAAGGAGAAGCUACCAAAAUUUAUUCUAGACCCAACGAAUCCUAUAGCAGGCGUGUCUAUCUUGGACAGUUGCAUCCUGAAUUGCAACAAGGGAGGCAACUAGAGAAACCGAAGCACAAUUGAGGAAGAGAUGUGCAAGUUUGCGAAGGUAGUGGGUAUCACAGUAAAGGGCAAUGAAGAAGAGGUAGUAAAGAGGAUCUCAGAUU